This is a messenger RNA of Lolium perenne, 1733 nucleotides long. Its product is annotated as NAC domain-containing protein 22-like. Gene Ontology annotation, biological process: regulation of DNA-templated transcription. The record is from RefSeq and is a predicted model, not a curated record. Gene Ontology annotation, molecular function: DNA binding. Lineage: Eukaryota; Viridiplantae; Streptophyta; Magnoliopsida; Poales; Poaceae.
AAGCCACGCAUACUCCGCCAUCCACCAACAUCUCAUCAUCCAGUACAUACAACAGCAAGACGAGCAGAGCAUCAGCGAGCAACGACAAUGGCAGUGUCAGUAGCGUCGCCGACCAUGGAGAUCGAGCAGGACCUCCCCGGCUUCCGGUUCCACCCCACGGAGGAGGAGCUCCUCGGCUUUUACCUCUCCCGCGUCGCCCUCGGACAGAAGCUCCACAUCGACAUCAUCGGCACCCUCAACAUCUACCGCCACGACCCCUGGGACCUCCCCGGGAUGGCCAAGAUCGGCGAGAGGGAGUGGUACUUCUUCGUGCCUCGUGAUCGGAAGGCGGGCAGCGGCGGCCGGCCGAACCGGACGACGGAGAAGGGCUUCUGGAAGGCGACGGGGUCGGACAGGGCUAUCCGGAGCACCGGGGACCCCAAGCGAAUCAUCGGGCUCAAGAAGACGCUCGUCUUCUACCAGGGCCGCGCGCCAAGGGGCACCAAGACGGACUGGGUCAUGAACGAGUACCGCCUCCCUGACCACGCCGCCGGCUCCGCGCCGCCCAGGGAGGACACGGUAUUGUGCAAGGUAUAUCGGAAGGCCACGCCGCUCAGGGAGCUCGAGCAGAGAGCUUCCGCGAUGGAGGAGAUGAUGCUGCAGAGGCCCGGCGGCUGCGACGGAGGGUACGGCGGCGCGGCCAGAGCGUGCCCGGUCCAGGCCGCCACCUCCGCUGCCGACGACUACCUGUCGUUCUCUGACGAUGUCCAGGACAAUUUCCUGUUCCACUCCACUUGGCCGUCGUCGGCGGCGCCGUCUGGCAUUAACAAGAACGACGCCGCGCCCAGGGAAGCCAAGAAGGAGGCGGCAGACGCAGAUGUCGCCACGGUCAUAGUGGCGUCUGCGUCGUCUCUGCCGCAAGCGGCGAACACACCCUGCAACUUCCAGCUCCCGGAGGCGAACCCACUCUGCAAUUUCCAGCUCCCAGAGGCGAACCCACCCUGCGACCUCCAGCUCCCGGCGGCGAACACGCCCUGCAACUUCCAGCUCCCGGAGGCGAACCCGCCCUGCAGCGUCCAGCUCCCGGCGGCGAACCCGCCCAGCGUCCAGCUCCCGGCGGGGAACCAGCCACGCAGCUUCCAGCUACCGGCGGCAAACCCACCCUCCAGCUUCCAGCUCCCGGCGGCGAAUCCACCCAGCAAUCUCCAGCUCCCAACGGCGAACCCGCCGCGCAGCUUCCAGCUACCGCCGGCAAACCCACCCUGCAACAUCCAGCUCCCGGCGGCGAACCCACCGCGCAGCUUCCCGCUCCCGGUGGCGAGCCCACGAUGCAGUCUCCAGCUCCCGGCGGCGAACCCGCCGCGCAGCUUCCCGCUCCCGGUGGCGAGCCCACGCUGCAGUCUCCAGCUCCCGGCGGCGAGAAACGGAGUGUUCGACCUGCCCAGCCUGCAGCUCCCGGCGGCGGGGCACGGAGUCUUGGAGUGGCUGCAAGACCCGUUCCUGACGCAGCUGCGAAGCCCGUGGCAAGACCAGCAUUGCAUGUCCCCAUAUGCGCAUCUGCUCUACUACUGAAGGACGAAAAUCGAGGUGACGACGAUCUCACCAUCGAUCACAAAAUGCAAGCUGUGCAAGAGCAAGCAUGCAAAGUUUGAUUUGAACAAAAAUAAAUGGUUAGGUGUGAAUUCAGUUGUACAUAGAUUACUGUAGCGUUACGUGCCUAUCUGGAAGUGGAUCUUUCGUUUCUUUUGUACAUU